AUGGAGAAGAAGAUUAGUGAUAUGGAUGUGUUUGUUUGCAGAGGAAUAUGGUAUAUAAUGACUCUACUCUCACUUUUUGGCCUCUCCAAAUCACUCAAUCUUCUCUGGCCACCUGGAGAUUCAUCGUCUCAGUCCUUUAGGGACGGUGCGGUCAGUGUCACAACAUUCUACGCAGUGACGCUACUCAGAUAUCUUUUUUUCACCGCUCCUCCUUCCGCUUGCUACAAGGAGUUUACUACAAAGUUGGAGAGAGUACCUCAGGUUUUGUUUUCGACAUUUUCCGCAAAUUUAGCGUUGGCAUUGCCCUUAAUAUAUGAGCUAUUGACAAACAAAGAGUUUGAAUUGUCCAUGUCGUUAUUCACCAUCUCGUUGUUCACCGGAGGGUUAGGGCUGAUUCAGCUAUCGGAUAAGUUUAGGAUGGAGAUCGGACAUGCUUUGUACACGCUCUUCCUCGGUUGGUUAUCUUGUCUCUUUAGCAUGUCUAACAAUCUAUACCGGGACUCGGACACUUUCUCUGCCUACCGAGCAAUAGAGGACAAGCUUGACACACAUGCUAUGACUACACUUUCUAUCUAA
Arabidopsis thaliana (thale cress) is the source of this 576-nucleotide messenger RNA. RefSeq lists its product as uncharacterized. The record is from RefSeq and is marked reviewed. The coding region runs from base 1 to 576 and encodes 191 amino acids. NCBI's taxonomy places the organism in Eukaryota, Viridiplantae, Streptophyta, Magnoliopsida, Brassicales, Brassicaceae. The transcript has 2 exons.